This is a messenger RNA of Stylophora pistillata, 2606 nucleotides long. Its product is annotated as pre-mRNA-splicing factor RBM22. NCBI's taxonomy places the organism in Eukaryota, Metazoa, Cnidaria, Anthozoa, Scleractinia, Pocilloporidae. The record is from RefSeq and is a predicted model, not a curated record. Gene Ontology annotation, molecular function: U6 snRNA binding; pre-mRNA binding; metal ion binding. Gene Ontology annotation, cellular component: U2-type catalytic step 1 spliceosome; Prp19 complex; U2-type catalytic step 2 spliceosome.
UUUGACUGUAGUUUCCAAGCGAGGCUAGAUAUUUCAACAUGGCGACCUCAAAGAGUGCGAAUACAUACAAUCGUCAAAAUUGGGAAAACGCGGAGUUUCCCAUUCUUUGUCAAACAUGCCUUGGCGAUAAUCCUUAUGUGCGAAUGACAAGGGAAACAUAUGGCAGAGAAUGUAAGAUUUGUGCCCGACCAUUCACAGUUUUUCGUUGGUGUCCAGGAGCACGAAUGAGAUUUAAGAAGACAGAAGUCUGUCAGACAUGUUCAAAGCUAAAGAAUGUUUGCCAAACUUGUUUACUUGAUCUUGAAUAUGGUUUACCAGUACAAGUCAGGGACCAUGCCCUUGGUAUGAAAGACGAUGUUCCUAAAUCUGAUGUUAAUAAAGAGUAUUACACUCAGAAUGUAGAGAAAGAGUUGGCAAAUUCAGAUGGUACCACACCUGGUGGAACUCUGGGUAAAGCCAAUGCACCCAGUGACUUGCUACUGAAACUGGCUAGGACCACACCUUAUUACAAAAGGAACAGACCCCACAUCUGUUCAUUCUGGGUAAAGGGAGAGUGUAAGCGUGGAGAUGAAUGCCCAUAUAGACAUGACAUGCCGACAGACCCUAAUGACCCUCUAGCUGAUCAAAAUAUAAAGGAUAGAUACUAUGGAAUGAGUGAUCCUGUAGCAACUCGCUUACUAAAACAGGCAUCCUCAAUGCCGUCCCUUGAGCCUCCUUCUGACAAGUCCAUCACUACUUUAUACGUUGGAGGAUUAGAGGGAAAGGUGGAAGAAAGUGAUUUGAGGGACUACUUUUACCAGUUUGGUGAGCUUCGAUCCAUAACUAUGGUUCCGAGACAAAAUUGUGCAUUUGUCUGUUUCACUGCACGAGCAUCAGCAGAAACAGCAGCAGAGCGCUCUUUUAACAAACUCAUCCUUAAAGGGCGGCGACUGAAAAUCAUGUGGGGAAAGUCACAAGGACAGCAACCUGCCCCUGGAAAGCAAGGAGGCACUUCUCUAGCCCCAGUGCCGGGACUGCCCGGAGCUCUUCCACCACCUCCUACAGAUGAGAAAAGCCAAGCAAACUUUUUCAACCUUCCUCCAUCCUCAGCACCACCAGCUGCUCUCCCCUCUAUACCGCCCCCCUUACCUCCUCCUCCUGGGGGGCUACCAGGCAUCGCUCUUCCUCCAAUGGGGCAUUCUUUACCUCCACCACCAGGUGGCUACCCACCUCCUCCUCCUCCAUUUGGUCAUCCACCAUUCAGACCACCCCCCAUGCCUUUUUAUGGGGCACCACACCCACCUCACAUGCCUCUGCCUCCUAGACAUGGAAUGCCACGCCCUCCACCUGGUCCUCCUCCAAUACACUAUCCAUCUCAGGAUCCUCAUCGUCUGGGUGCAGGGAAGAGUGGGGAAGGAGGUACUCGUCCACCAGCCCCUGCAGCUGCAAGCUCUUAGACUGCUUAUUAGUGGAGUGGAACUACAACUUAAUUUACACAGAAUACUGUACCAGUGUUUGGAACAGACCACAAUAAACAUGCUCUAAAGGUGUACAUAUAUCAGUACACUGGGGACACUGGAACUGUGUUGAAGCAUGUGAUAGUACAGGAAGAGGUCUUUGAGUUCUGGAUAUAGUGUAUUCCCAUUCUUAUCUUUAAAGUAAGCAUUUAAACAGUGGUGUUUCCUCACUUUUUCUCUUAAACUGAAUUAAAGAAUACACAGUACUGUAAAUUAAAGCAGCAAGAGUGAAGGUGUAGUUAAUUUCUAUCUGCAGCUGUUUUGCUUUCUUAGGCUACUAUGAUGUGAAAAUUAGAGGGCAAUCAAGGGUAACUCUGUAGCUGUCUUAAUUGGCAAGAAGUAGUUUACAUGUACAAUUCUUUCAAUGGGAUUUAUUUUACUCCUUACUUCCAACUUUCCACUCUAUGCAUCCCUUGCGAAGGUUUUUGAGUUAGCUAGGUGAGAUGUUAAGAUUUACUAAUCAGCUCUUUGUUCAACAUUUUCAUUAAAAAAUAUUUUUUCAAAAACUUAGUCAGGUAGAUUCAUUCAUUCAUUAGUCAGGUACCAUUCCCUUGUGAAGAAUUUUCCAAUAUGGUUGGCUUUAUAAUAAACUUUGUAUCAUUCCCACUUGAAACCAAACUCCAAGUUAUAUUGUUAAAAAACCACACUGUACUCCAAUCCGUUAUGUUACCAUUCUUAAUAUGUGUCUUCAAGGUUAUUAAUAUCAAAAUGUGCUUCAUACUAGCUGUCAAAGCAUGUAAUCUUAUUAAUAAUGCCAUUAUUUUAACUUCUCAUAUCUUUAAGAAAAACAUCCAUAUUUUAGGAGGGAUUUCUUCCAGGUACCUAGAAGCUAUUUGAAAUUAAUUCAAGUCACCUUACAAUCAAAUGAAUACACUAAAUAGAAGAGUUGUACUUCUUUGUAAAGAUUAUUCAAAUUCACUUCUUUCUAUGACUUGCAAACAGUUUCAAGGUGUUACAUUAUUUCAUGCAACAAAUGGGCAAACUCCCAUGCCAGCUAAAAAUUACUGGCCAUAACGGUUAAUGCUUGGAAUUCAAAAUCUUUACAUUAUUCAUACAAGCCACAAUUUGUCAGCUCCUUAUGAACGUUAUUAAAAGAUGACUGUUAAUGUA